Marasmius oreades (fairy-ring Marasmius) is the source of this 1365-nucleotide messenger RNA. RefSeq lists its product as uncharacterized. NCBI's taxonomy places the organism in Eukaryota, Fungi, Basidiomycota, Agaricomycetes, Agaricales, Marasmiaceae. Gene Ontology annotation, molecular function: isocitrate dehydrogenase (NAD+) activity. Gene Ontology annotation, cellular component: mitochondrion. The transcript has 9 exons. Gene Ontology annotation, biological process: tricarboxylic acid cycle; isocitrate metabolic process. The record is from RefSeq and is a predicted model, not a curated record. The coding region runs from base 69 to 803 and encodes 244 amino acids.
UUCCCUCCCGACUCCUCCUGACUCUCCUGACUAGUAACAUACCCUCACUCUAGCCAACCUACCACAAAAUGCUUCCUCUACCAUUUCGCACGAUGGCGACUAUUGCCAGGAGCUCGCUUAAGGUUGGACUUAUUCCUGCCGAUGGCAUAGGCAGAGAAGUGAUCCCAACAGCGAAAAUCGCAAUUGAAGCUGUUGGAAGUGAUAUACCUCCUCCACAAUUUGUAAAUCUUCUGGCCGGUUUUGAACUAUUCACUCGAACCGGUGAAGCUCUUCCGGAAGAAACAGUCGAUGCACUGAAGAAUGAAUGCGACUGUGCUCUUUUUGGCUCUGUCAGCUCUCCGUCGAGAAAGGUGGUGGGAUAUUCUUCGCCUAUCGUAGCGCUAAGAAAGAAGCUGGAUCUCUACGCGAACGUCAGACCAGUAUUCACCGUCUCUGCCGCACCAGAGGAGCCUGCAAAGGUCGAUAUGGUCGUUGUCAGAGAAAAUACGGAAUGUUUGUACAUCAAACAAGAGGAACAAACUAUGUCAGAGAGGGGAAAGGAGGCGCGAGCAACGCGGCUGAUAACAGAAUAUGCUUCGUCACGGAUAGGCCGCAUGGCAUUUGAACUUGCGCUUCAACGCCCCCGCAAGAACCUCACCAUCAUCCACAAAUCGAAUGUUCUUUCUAUUACGGAUGGUCUAUUUCGCGAAAGUGUUCGAGCCCUUCAUACGAAAGAGCCGAGGUAUCAAGAAGUCACUGUUACUGAGCAGCUUGUGGAUAGUGCCGUAUAUCGGUUUGUUUUUCCGAACUUUUCUUUCUUAUAACCGGAUUUUGAGGUAAUUUCCUCAAGACUUUUCCGCGAGCCAGAGUGCGUACUUAAUGUAAGUUGAAACAAACAAACUCACGGGAAGAACCAUGCACUCUAGAAUUUAUGAUGUAAUGGUUGCGCCUAACCUGUACGGCGACAUAUUAUCCGAUGCUGCCGCUGCUCUCGUUGGUUCAUUGGGAGUCGUGCCAUCUGUCAAUGCGGGAGACGACUUCAUCAUGGGUGAACCUGUGCACGGAUCUGCGCCAGACAUUGUUGGACAAGAUAUCGCAAAUCCCAUUGCUUCGAUCCGUUCCGCGGCCUUGAUGUUGCGACACUUGGGAUACAGCAAAGGAGCUGACCGCAUCGACUCUGCUGUGGAUUCUGUGGUCAGGGAGGGCACAACACUCACACCAGACCUUGGCGGAAAGGCUAAAACCAGUGAGGUCGUCGAUGCUAUCGUCAAGCGAAUUUGAGGGAAAGUGCAGGAUUUCAAUCCAGAUACUUAUCUAAAUACUUCGUUUCAGUAGAGUAGAUUUGUGUGUUGUCAGAAUCAGGACUUGUUAUAAUGUGACCCCAUA